AUGUUAUACCUAAUCUUGGGAGUAAUUGCAAUGGCACUGGUCAAAGCCGAGGACAGUGAAUGUGGCAUCGUGCCGAAAGAUAAGUGUUGCGAAGAAGUUUGGAGCAACAGAUGUCCUCAACCUCACUGCUACAAACCCAUCGUGGAAAACUGUCCACAAAGAAAGAGUUUGGUGUUCAACAGAAGCGCUGACAAUGCCGUCAAGGACCUCAGGAGAGCUCCACAGAAAGUCGAAGAAGUGAGGUUUAUAUGAUGAUUUUGACAAAAGAUUAGUGAAUAUUUUGGUACAAAGUAAUAUUUUGCAACAAUUGGUCUAGAUUUUAAUUGCUUCUGCAUUUUUGUUGCAAUUUGUGUAUGUUACUCAUUCGGGGACUACACAGAAACUAAGAAUUCCUUUGAUUUUAAUUGUCAAUCACAAUAUAUACCAAAUAUAUACUAUAAUAUCCUUAUCUUCAGGUAAAAUGCGGAACAGCCGAAAUGAACUACCAGCCGUGUACUUCCAAAGCUGUCGCCAACAAACUCUUCAGCUCGUGCUGUGAGUUGUACGUGCCUUCUGAAUGUCAGUUUAUGUGCAAAUAUGAAACCGACCAGAACAAAGCUAAGGAAUUAUUGACCCAAAUGGCUAACUCGACCUGCUCCUUCAAGCACAUGUCCAGCAUCUUGUACUGCGCUUCUCAGAACAGAAACAACACGGAAUGUUGCAAGGAUCUGGAACUGAACGCUCCUCAACUCAUGGUAAGAUAAAGUUUUCGACUGUUUUUCGAAGAAAAAAUAAAAAAUAGAACAAAAAAUAUUUUUUUUGCUUUUUACGUUGCUUUUUGUGUAAUACACGACUUUAUAUUAACGGAAAACAUUCAUUGAUAAAUAAAAACAAGAAGAGAGAAACCGUGUCAUUCUGGCCGAGUGGUCUAAGGCGCUGCGUUCAGGUCGCAGUCCUCUUCGGAGGGCGCAGGUUCGAAUCCUGCGGGUGACAGCAAGCUUUUUUGCUUGGUUUAAAUAUUUUUUAGAAUUAUUCUUGGGUAAUAUAUGUAGUGAAAAAGUUUUUAGCUAUUUUACAGUCAAUAUAUUGCUUUUAAAACUUAUGUUUGUUAUUUUUAACUAAAAUACGACACAUUCAAAAGUUGAAAACCAAGAUUGCAUAUUUUGUUUCAAUUAAAAAAAUUUUAUAUUAUCCUACCAACUACAUCAAAUUAUUUUCCUAAACCUUAGACUAAUCCUUAUUAUUUUUCCAGGUGGGUAGCCGCUGCCUUCGUAUGUGUGACCCCUCAGGCAGUCAGCUGGGAAAGAUAACCAAAGAAGAUGUGACAUGUUUAUUCAAUUGGAAUGUGUUGAUGUACUGUCAUCACUCCGGCAUCCGAGAGAUGUAA
Molecule: messenger RNA, 1366 nt
Organism: Bursaphelenchus okinawaensis
Lineage: Eukaryota; Metazoa; Nematoda; Chromadorea; Rhabditida; Aphelenchoididae
Source: the annotation of a GenBank genome assembly